Thermothielavioides terrestris NRRL 8126 is the source of this 1596-nucleotide messenger RNA. RefSeq lists its product as uncharacterized. Gene Ontology annotation, molecular function: zinc ion transmembrane transporter activity. Gene Ontology annotation, cellular component: membrane. NCBI's taxonomy places the organism in Eukaryota, Fungi, Ascomycota, Sordariomycetes, Sordariales, Chaetomiaceae. Gene Ontology annotation, biological process: zinc ion transmembrane transport; intracellular zinc ion homeostasis. The transcript has 3 exons. Bases 1 to 1338 code for a protein of 445 amino acids. The record is from RefSeq and is a predicted model, not a curated record.
AUGGCUCCCUUCCCGCUCCGGCGCACCCGCGCCGCCGUCCUCCUCCUCGUCCUGGCGACCGUUGCCCUGGCCCAAUUCGCCCGCGCCAGCAGCAGCGGCGGCGGCGGCAGCAGCAGCAGCAAACCCGACUUCCCCACUCUCGAGGACCUCUCCCUCGCCGAGCUCGACGCGCAUCUCCAACAAUGCCCCAUCGUAGCGCACCUGAGCGCCCUCAAAUCGAGCGCCCACUCCGCUACUACCACCUCCCCCACCUCGUCCCUGACCGCCCGGCUCUUCGCGCUGCUCUUCCCCGCCGCGCACCCGGGCGUCAACGCGCUGCUGGCGACGCUGUACAUCUCGGGCCCGCCGAACCUGCUGCUGGCGCUGUGCCCGCCCGACAUCGACCCGGCCGCGCUGUCCGCCAUGGUCGCCUUCGCCGUCGGCGGCCUGCUCGGCGACACCCUCUUCCACCUGCUGCCCGAGAUCUUCCUCGGCGAGGACGACCCGGCGCGCGCCCGGCUCGUGCUGGUGCAGCCGAACCGGAACCUGCUGCUGGGUGUCGCGGUGCUGGUCGGCUUUGUCGCGUUUGUGGCCAUGGAUAAAGGGUUGAGGAUUGCUACUGGUGGUGCGGGGCAUGAGCAUGGGCAUGAGCAUGGGCAUGGGCAUGCGGGGAGUGGGAGCGCUGUUGUUACGGAGGUUGAGGGGAGGUCGAGCGCGGUGGGCGGGGAAGGGGAGGAGAAGGAGGGGAUGAGGCUGAGGAGGAAAAAGGGGGGCAAGACGGAGGGGGAGGGGCAGGGAGAAGCGGUUGGCGAGAUGGAGGAAAAGGCGGCGAAUCCUUCGGUGAAGCUUGGGGGUUUGCUGAAUAUGAUCGCCGAUUUCACGCACAACAUCACCGACGGGCUCGCCAUGGCGGCCUCGUUCUACGCGUCGCCUACGAUAGGUGCCACCACCACCAUCGCCAUUUUCUUCCACGAGAUCCCGCACGAGGUCGGCGACUUCGCGCUGCUGGUGCAGUCAGGCUUCUCCAAGCGGCAGGCCAUGGGCGCCCAGUUCGUGACGGCCAUCGGCGCCCUGAUCGGCACGCUGAUCGGCAUCGCCGUGCAGGAGCUUGGCGACGGCAGCGGCGACGGGAGCGCCGUGGGCAUGCGCGCCGGGCUGUGGGGCACCAGCCUGACCUGGGGCGACAUGCUGCUGCCGUUCACGGCGGGCACGUUUCUCUACGUCGGCACGGUCGCCGUCAUCCCGGAGCUGCUCGAGACGGGGCCCAACAAGGCGGCCGAGCUGCGCAAGACCCUGGUGCAGUUUGCGGCCAUCCUGCUCGGGGCGGGCAUCAUGCUGUUCAUCUCGUGGCACGACUGAGCGGGAUGUGGAGAGCCGUCCAUCUCCCGCACGGCAAUGACUUGUCUGUGGGCCCCCGCUUGGCAGGAAAAUUCUGCUUACGCAGUACUGUCGACUGUAUGCUUUGUAAUCCGUACAUGGAAACGUUGUAGUUUGAGCAUAGAGUCGGCUCAAGGCGUGGGAGUCACUCCUUUGGUCGUAUUCGGGUUGGGAUAGUGACACUACAUACACUACAGUACAUACACUAGGUACACUUACAAUAGAUUAAACUCAAUGUGG